Humulus lupulus (European hop) is the source of this 1206-nucleotide messenger RNA. RefSeq names its product geranylgeranyl transferase type-2 subunit beta 1-like. The coding region runs from base 1 to 687 and encodes 228 amino acids. Gene Ontology annotation, biological process: protein geranylgeranylation. Gene Ontology annotation, molecular function: Rab geranylgeranyltransferase activity. The transcript has 8 exons. The record is from RefSeq and is a predicted model, not a curated record. NCBI's taxonomy places the organism in Eukaryota, Viridiplantae, Streptophyta, Magnoliopsida, Rosales, Cannabaceae. Gene Ontology annotation, cellular component: Rab-protein geranylgeranyltransferase complex.
AUGUUUGGUGUCCCUUUUGUGCUUGAUGAGGAGAUGGUUCCAGAGGAUGAGGAACGAGAGGCACUGCAGGAUAUCAUCAACAAUGCUAAGUUAAAUGAAGGUUAUCUAAAUCUUGCUCGAGAUAUAGAGGUCAUAGAAGCGAAAACCCCUGAGGAUAUUUACAAGUUUCCUUUUCCUAUCUUGAAAAUGGAACUCCUUUUGCUUGAUUUAAUCUUCUGUGUCAUUGUCAACUUUUACAUGAUCUGUCCUGAAAAUGGAACAGUUUCCUAUCCUGAAAAGGGAACACGUUUUUUGCUUGAUUUGAUCUUCUAUCAUUGGUCUCUGCAUCAUAUCGACAAAGACCUUCUCGGGUGGUGGUUGUGUGAGCGGCAAGUCAAAUCUGGAGGUCUUAAUGGGCGCCUAGAGACAGUUCCAGAUGUCUGCUAUUCAUGGUGGGUCCUUUCUAGCCUGAUCAUGAUUGAUAGAGUACAUUGGAUUAACAAGGAAAAACUUGUGAAGUUCAUCUUAGACUGCCAGGAUCUAGAAAAUGGAGGAAUUUCAGAUAGACCAGAUGAUGCAGUUGAUGUCUACCACACAUACUUUGGUGUAGCUGGACUUUCACUUCUUGAAUAUUCAGGAUUGAAAGCCAUAGAUCCAGCCUAUGCUUUGCCGGUUGAUGUUGUAAAUAGAAUUUUCUUGGGCAAAUAAUGAUCCUGAAGAACAACUUAUGAUUCUAAUUAUAACUGAACUCAUUGUUUUCUCUUUUAUAGGAAAUAAAGAAAAUAAUAUAUCUUUAUAUUGAAGUAGAAAUAUAUUGUUAAAGGGAUAAUGCUUUGGACAUUGUUUUGAAUCAAAUGCAUUCUCGUGAUCGUGGUCAUUUGAAUAUGCCAGCUGAUGAAAGAGAAAAGAGACACCAGCAUAAUUUCAUGCAUGUAACAACUCAUACAUCUCAAGAAUGGGCUGCAACCUUUGUUAGUGAACUUAAUGAUACUAUUGUGGAAGCUCAACUGAGGACUAGGCAAGUUCCACCUCUACUUCCUAUGAAAGAAGUCGUUGAUCACUAUUUGGAAUCCAAUAAUAGAUGAUUCUUAGUUUAUUUACAUUAAUUUACUAAGGAAUGGAAUGAACUUUAUGAAGUUUUUUUUAUUUUGGUAGGGGUAACCUUAAAAUGAUAACUUUAUGACUUAUUUUAGUAUUGAACAUUAUAAAGAAUUUUAGCAUUAAACA